AUGGUCGCCUCCACCAGAGUGCUCCCCGAAGGGGCUGGCUGGGCUGUAGUUUGCGGUCUUGGCUUCUUCUUCGCGGCCUUUAUGAUCGUGCUCUCUUUCAUUCAACAACGCUACACGAACCGUUCCAUCAAGGACACGGACGAAUUUGCCUCGGCUUCUCGAUCCGUCAAGCCUGGCCUUGUCGCCGCGGGUAUCUGCUCGGCUUGGACAUGGUCAUCCACGCUCCUUCAGUCCACUGCUGUGACUUAUCGACUCGGCGUCAGCGGUGGCUACUGGUACGCUGGUGGUGCGACGAUACAAAUCUUGCUGUGCUCCAUCAUGGCAUGUAUGAUCAAGCUCAACGCUCCGUUUUGUAGCACGUUCCUCGAAGUGUUGAGAGUACGAUGGGGUAAGACGCUGCACUGCGUUUUUCUUUUCUUCGCGCUUGCAACCAACUUGCUCGUCUCCUCACAGCUCGUGGUUGGAGGAUCUGCUGUAGCUGGUACACUCACCGGCAUCCCCGUGCUUGCUGCCAUCUGGCUCAUCCCUCUCGGAGUAGCGUGCUAUGUUCUGGUUGGAGGUAUGCGCGCGACCUUACUUGCCGACUACACACACACCGUGGGACUUUUGAUCAUUAUCUUCUUUUUCUUCUUCAAAGUCUGGGUCACGUCUCCCGAAAUCGGAAGCGUUUCCAAGAUGGUGACACUUCUUCAAGCAUCAAACGACAUUCCUCACAACGCAUCGUCCAGUCCUCUCACCUUCCUGUCUCAAAGCGGGCUUGUGUUUGGAAUCAUUAAUGUCAUCGGAAAUCUUGGCACGGUGUUCUGCGAUCAGAGCUAUCACCAGCGUUCCAUUGCCUCGAACCCGGCCACGGCAGCUCGAGCUUUCCUUCUCGGAGGAUCGGCGUGGUUUGCCAUCCCUUUCCUCUUCUCGAUGACCAUGGGCCUGAGUGCACGCGCUCUCAUGUACUCUGGAAAUCCGUUGAUGCCACUUCUGACCGAGGCAGAUGUAACCGCAGGUCUUGCGGCGCCGGCAUCUGGCGUGGCGCUCGCAGGAAAGGGCGGUGCAGUUGCCGUGCUCAUCAUUCUCUUCCUCGCUGUCACCUCGGCCUCUUCGGCGCAGCAGGUUGCUGUUGCAUCCGUGCUUACUUUCGACGUCUACAAGCCAUACAUUCGUCCCGAGGCAACCAAGCGAGAAAUCUUUCUCAUGAGCCAUGCUGGUGUCAUCAUCUGGGCGUUGGUUAUGUCUCUGUUCGGUACGAUCUUUCAUUACGCCGGCAUUUCACUCGGUUGGCUGUACCUGGCGCAGGGUAUCAUCAUUGCUCCUGCCGUCGUGCCAAUCUUCUGCGGUCUGGUGUGGAAGCGCACCAACAAGACUGCCUGUCUGGUGGGCAUGAUUGUCGGCGUCAUCAGUGGCGUGAUUACUUGGAUCGUCACUGCGGCCACCCUGGAAGGCGAAGUGACGGUCGCCAGCACUGGAAAGGACUACCCUACACUCGCCGGCAACGUCGUUUCGCUGUUCAUGUCGGCCAUCAUCACGCUGAUUGGAAGCUUGAUGCGACCAGAGACCGAGGACCACUUUGUGCUUACGCGCGCCAUCAAUGCUCCCGAAGAUGUUGUUGAACGCAUGAACGCAAACUCUAAGCGCAGCUCGUCUGGCUCUCCCGCCUCGCCAAGCACGCCUUUUGAAGAAAAGACGGCGUUUGACAGCGAAAAGACGGCCCCCUCUGUAGGUGCGGUGCCUUAUACCACCGAGACAAUCGACUACGUCAAAGCUGCCGGACUCGACGCUAACGAGCUCAGAAAGACACUCCGAUUGACAAGCUGGAUCAGCGUCAUCGCUUCUUUCGUUUUGUGCGUUCUGAUCCCUGCCUGCCUUGCUUCGCGUCGCGUCUGGAACGCGACCGGUCUCGCCGCUUACAUCUGGAUUGGCUUUAUCUGGCUUGUAUGGACAACGCUCGCUGUUGGUGUCUUGCCCAUCUGGGAGUCGAGACACGAGCUGGCGGCUAUUCUGCGCGGUAUCGGAAAGGAUCUUUCGGGCAAGAACGGAAAGUAUGAGGAAACUAGCGAGAAGGCUGCGUUGUCGUAA
Messenger RNA from Mycosarcoma maydis (corn smut), 2067 nucleotides. It is a transcript of the gene dur3-3, whose product is annotated as putative urea permease. Lineage: Eukaryota; Fungi; Basidiomycota; Ustilaginomycetes; Ustilaginales. The record is from RefSeq and is a predicted model, not a curated record. Gene Ontology annotation, molecular function: urea transmembrane transporter activity. Gene Ontology annotation, biological process: urea transmembrane transport. The transcript has a single exon. The coding region runs from base 1 to 2067 and encodes 688 amino acids. Gene Ontology annotation, cellular component: plasma membrane.